Messenger RNA from Lepisosteus oculatus (spotted gar), 2471 nucleotides. The record is from RefSeq and is a predicted model, not a curated record. Lineage: Eukaryota; Metazoa; Chordata; Actinopteri; Semionotiformes; Lepisosteidae.
CGCAGGCAUUCAUUCAGGGCGCUUCGCAGAGGAAGCCGGUGAGAGGACAGCCAAGACGCUCGACAAGGCGACGUUUCUUUCUUCAGCAGCUGGAAGACUUUCACUGAUCUGAAAAUCCAAAAAAAACAAGAUGUCUGCACCCAAGGGAGUGUCAAUUGGGAUCGACCUGGGCACCACCUACUCCUGUGUGGGGGUGUUCCAGCAUGGCAAGGUGGAGAUCAUCGCCAACGACCAGGGCAACAGGACCACCCCGAGCUAUGUGGCCUUCACUGACACGGAGAGGCUCAUCGGAGAUGCAGCCAAGAACCAGGUGGCCAUGAACCCCAAUAACACCAUCUUUGAUGCGAAGCGGCUGAUUGGCAGGAAGUACGAAGACCCUGUUGUGCAGUCCGAUAUGAAGCACUGGCCCUUCAAGGUGAUCAGUGAUGGAGGCAAGCCCAAGGUGCAGGUGGAGUACAAAGGAGAGAAUAAGACCUUCUACCCAGAAGAGAUCUCCUCUAUGGUCCUGACUAAGAUGAAGGAGAUUGCCGAGGCGUACCUGGGACAGAAAGUCUCCAAUGCCGUCAUCACCGUUCCUGCCUACUUCAAUGACUCCCAGCGCCAGGCGACCAAAGACGCCGGCGUUAUUGCUGGACUGAAUGUGCUGAGAAUCAUCAAUGAGCCCACAGCAGCUGCCAUCGCUUACGGGCUGGAUAAGGGCAAGAGAGGAGAGCGCAACGUCUUGAUCUUUGACCUGGGUGGCGGCACCUUUGACGUGUCCAUCCUUACCAUCGAGGAUGGGAUCUUUGAGGUCAAGGCCACAGCAGGGGACACACACCUGGGUGGGGAGGACUUUGACAACCGCAUGGUCAACCACUUUGUGGAAGAGUUCAAGAGGAAAUACAAGAAGGACAUCAGCCAGAGCAAAAGAGCACUGAGGAGACUGCGCACCGCAUGUGAGAGAGCCAAGAGAACCCUGUCCUCCAGCUCUCAGGCCAGCAUCGAAAUCGACUCUCUGUAUGAAGGCAUCGACUUCUACACCUCUAUUACCAGGGCUCGUUUUGAGGAGAUGAACUCUGACCUCUUCAGAGGGACCUUGGAGCCGGUUGAGAAGGCACUCAGAGAUGCCAAGAUGGACAAGUCUCAAAUUCAUGACAUCGUCCUUGUUGGAGGCUCCACUCGCAUCCCCAGGAUCCAGAAACUGCUGCAGGACUUCUUCAAUGGCAGGGAGCUGAACAAGAGCAUCAACCCCGAUGAGGCUGUGGCCUAUGGUGCAGCUGUGCAGGCAGCCAUCCUCAUGGGCGACACCUCUGAGAAUGUGCAAGACUUACUGCUGCUGGACGUGGCUCCACUGUCGUUGGGCAUCGAGACUGCAGGAGGAGUCAUGACAGCCCUCAUUAAGCGCAACACUACCAUUCCCACCAAGCAAACCCAGACCUUCACUACUUAUGCAGACAACCAGCCUGGUGUCCUGAUCCAGGUGUAUGAAGGGGAAAGAGCCAUGACCAAGGACAACAACCUUCUGGGCAAGUUUGAGCUGACGGGUAUCCCCCCUGCCCCACGAGGGGUGCCACAGAUCGAGGUGACCUUUGACAUUGACGCCAAUGGCAUUCUGAACGUGUCUGCAGUGGACAAAAGCACUGGCAAAGAGAACAAGAUCACCAUCACCAAUGACAAGGGCCGGCUGAGCAAAGAGGAAAUUGAGAAGAUGGUGCAGGACGCCGAGAGAUACAAAGCAGACGACGAUGCCCAGAGGGAGAAGAUCGCUGCCAAGAAUGCCCUGGAGUCCUACGCCUUCAACAUGAAGAGCAGUGUGGAGGAUGAAAACAUGAAAGGCAAGAUCAGCGAGGAGGACAAGAAGAAGGUCGUCGAGAAAUGCAACCAAACCAUUGCCUGGCUGGAGAACAACCAGCUGGCAGAGAAGGAGGAGUACGAGCACCAGCUGAAAGAGCUGGAGAAAGUGUGCAACCCCAUCAUCACCAAGCUGUACCAGGGAGGGAUGCCAGGAGGCAUGCCAGGAGGAAGCCAGACCCAGGCAGGGUCAGGGCCCACAAUAGAAGAGGUGGAUUAAGAGGACAAGACUGAUCCAUUAAUAAAAAAAAAAUGGACUCUUCAAACAGAGUGCUUUGAGAAUGAUGGGGGGGGGGGGUGUUUGUGUGAGCAUCAUAUGAUUUAGCUGAAUCCAUGUGAAUGUUUGGAUUUCACAUCUCAUAUACUGUCAAAGGCUGGUUGCCAUGCAUAAUUUAAUUUUGGCUAAAACUUCUACUACAUGUUCUGCUGUUUAAUUUUGUGGGAACAAGGGAGUGUGUGGAAGUAGUAUUGAGUAGUAUAGCAGUAGUAUUGUGGUUGGAGAUAAUUUGUCUGCACUUGCUACACUUUUUCCAACAAGUAUUGUUGUUUGCUAUGUUGCCAAAAAGUACUGUUCAGAAAUUCAUAUUCUGUAAAUGUUCUUUUGAUAUUUCUUUAAAUAAAUCUCUUAAAAAUAUAUUUUA